This is a messenger RNA of Durusdinium trenchii, 621 nucleotides long. Lineage: Eukaryota; Dinophyceae; Suessiales; Symbiodiniaceae. The record is from the annotation of a GenBank genome assembly.
AUGGGCAUCGCCUAUAGUGCUCUGGGCUGGGGCUUUGGCAUGGCCUUCGGUGUAUGGGAGUGGCGCUAUUUUGUCAAACUUCCGCUGCCCGAGGGGCCUUUGCCGCUGGAGGGUAAACGGGAAGAUCUGUAUUUCCCAGCAGGAGACAGCCUGGGUCUGAAGUUGCGGAAUGGCAGAGGCGGGCUGGAGGUGAAACGGCGGCAACAGAUAGGUGAAACGGCGGCCGCCGAGCUGUGGAGCAAGAGCAUUCAUCAAGGCUGCCUGACGGCCGAUGGACAGCUGGACGUUGAAAGCUGCGCGCAUCAGUUGGGUGUUGACCCCGAGGAACUGGCCCCCUCUGGCCAAACGUGGCCACCAGUGCGCGUGCGGAAGCAACGCCGCCAUACAGAACUGGGGGAGGAGGUGGAAUGCCUCUUCCUCGCAGAGCGUGCGGACGGCAGUGUCUUGGCGGAGCGCUACUUGUCCGUUUCCGUGGAGUCAAUGAGACUGGAGGAGGUUCUCCGUGUGACCCGUGAACCCCGCAAAGUGAAACUUCCGGACGGUGCCAUCAUAGCGGGAUAUCCACAGAUGGUACAGUGCAUUGCAGAACGAGCGCGUGCGGCGCCUGAUGAACUGAAGUAG